AUGACAGGACCUGCUGCUUUGAUCACUCUGUACGUGGAAGCCAUUAACACUCCUGGUACUCUUCCAAACGUGCAGUCCGCAUGGGAAACGUUCGUGGAAGCAAAAUGUAUUGACGCCAGAAAUGUAGCUCUGAAUAUUUUGUAUGCGAGAGUUUUUGUCCAGUAAGCUCCCGUGUGAAAAUGUGAAAUUCGCAAGGUGAAUAAUGAUUCGUUAGAAGAAUGUCAACGACAGGUUAUGGCCGAAACCACUGGCAUGUCCACAAUAAGAACUUAAAAGUGUUUACGGUUAUUAAUGGUAAAGUUUUAAUGUACUCUUUGAUAUCAUUAAGGAAUGGGUGGAAGAAAUAACGUGAGAAAAAAAAAAACAAUAAAAUAUAGAUAAUGAUAAUGACAAUAAUACUGAUGAUAAAAACUUUGGUAAUGAUAAUGAUGAUGAUGAGGAUAACGAUGAUGAUGAUGAUAAUGAGUCAAUAAUAAAGUUGCUUGAAUAAUAAAGAUGCUUGUCCCGAUUACUGGAUAAGAGCAAUAACAUCAGGGGUACAUUAUGUACGUAUCUGUGUUGAAUUUCAUCCAAAUGUCGCGAGUUUUCCCCACAUUUACUUGCCUUUCAGGAGGUAGCUUGUGUGUUAACCCUCUGCGUAGAAUUUCGUCUGAGUUCUUCUUCUUUCUUGAUGGAUUCUUUUAUUCAGCAAUCGUCGAUCCAGAAAUUGACUGAAUGGCAGACUGAGAA
Molecule: messenger RNA, 729 nt
Organism: Porites lobata
Lineage: Eukaryota; Metazoa; Cnidaria; Anthozoa; Scleractinia; Poritidae
Source: the annotation of a GenBank genome assembly